GUGGCGCCACGCUUUCAUGUUGUUUUUAUGUAUAUUUAUUGAUAUUUAAAUUAAAUUAUAGAGGAUUAAAUUAGAAGAAAUGGAAUAUACUCUAGAAGAUACCUAUGAAGAUUUAACAGAUUUGCAAGUACAAAUGCGAAAAGAAAUUGAAGAUAUAGCAAAUAUGCUACAAAAUAAUGAAGUUACUGCUUUGAAAGAAUCAUGCACAUCAGAAGAAGUGAAAAUGAAGCAACACAAGAUGGCUUAUAAUAUAUUGAAACACAUUCCAAAAGUACCACCAAAAGAUUAUCCCAUUCCUAAAACAAUUGAUAUUCGUAUAGAUACAUUAAAUGACUUAGAAAAAGAAAUUUUAAAUGCACAAAGUCUUUUAGAAAAAACGCAAGAACAAUUGCAGAGUAUCGAAAAGGAUAUUACUUAUUUAGAAAAUAAAAAGAAUGGUUUUAAUAAGAUGCGUGAAAUGUAUUUAGUUUCUGUACAAACAUUAGAAAAUAAAACAUAUGAUCAUGAACUUCGCAUGUCUAAAAGAUUAUUUCAGGAUACAAGGCAAGAUUUGCAUAACGUAGUAGAGAUAUUGUUUCCAGAAAAUGACCAAUUUUCAGAUCUUCUAUCGACAUUGGUAUCUGCAUAUACAAAAGGUGGUGAUGAUAUUUAUGUGGAUGUAAUUCCAGAAACAUUAGAUGCUGUAAAAUUUUUAGUGGAAGCAGAUAUUAUUGCAUAUCACCCUAAUGAUAAAAAUAGAAUUAAAAUGGUAGAAUUACUAUGA
Vespula pensylvanica (western yellowjacket) is the source of this 763-nucleotide messenger RNA. RefSeq lists its product as uncharacterized. The record is from RefSeq and is a predicted model, not a curated record. Lineage: Eukaryota; Metazoa; Arthropoda; Insecta; Hymenoptera; Vespidae. Bases 80 to 763 code for a protein of 227 amino acids. The transcript is spliced from 5 exons.